AUGGGUGGUCCCCUUCCUCCUGUUAAGCGCGUGAACUCCGUGGGCCUGGAGUUCACUGGUCGUGCUGGAUAUGCGGCUAUUGAAAUGGUCAUGUGCGACAUGCUCCGUGUCCCUGUGAUGGCCAUUUACGGUGUUGAGCUUGUAACUGCCCACCGGGUUGUCAUCAAGUUCGUGACGGAGGAGGAGUACCGUGAUUUUCUCCGUCGUUACGAGGGCUGUUCGUUGUCGCUGCCGGGUGGUGCCGGCUCUGUAUCCAUCUCGGACCGUAGUGGUGCACUGACCCACGCCCACAGUCCAGCCACCACGCCCACAGUCCAGUCACCACGCCCCUCCAACCCAACAGGCACGCCCACAGUCCAGCCACCACGCCCACAGUCCAGUCACCACGCCCCUCCAACCCAGCAGGCACGCCCACAGUCCAGCCACCACGCCCACAGUCCAGUCACCACGCCCCUCCAACCCGCAGGCACGCCCACAGUCCAGCCACCACGCCCACAGUCCAGUCACCACGCCCCUCCAACCCAGCAGGCACGCCCACAGUCCAUCCACCACGCCCACAGUCCAGUCACCACGCCCCUCCAACCCAGCAGGCACGCCCACAGUCUAGCCACCACGCCCACAGUCCAGUCACCACGCCCCUCCAACCCAACAGGCACGCCCACAGUCCAGCCACCACGCCCACAGUCCAGUCACCACGCCCCUCCAACCCAGCAGGCACGCCCACAGUCCAGCCACCACGCCCACAGUCCAGUCACCACGCCCCUCCAACCCAACAGGCACGCCCACAGUCCAGCCACCACGCCCACAGUCCAGUCACCACGCCCCUCCAACCCAGCAGGCACGCCCACAGUCCAGUCACCACGCCCCUCCAACCCAGCAGGCACGCCCACAGCCAGGCCACCACGCCCCUCUCCAGUAACUGUGUCUUGA
Messenger RNA from Procambarus clarkii (red swamp crayfish), 930 nucleotides. Lineage: Eukaryota; Metazoa; Arthropoda; Malacostraca; Decapoda; Cambaridae. The record is from RefSeq and is a predicted model, not a curated record.